AAGGCAGGUCUGAGUGAAUGAAUUUGAGUACUCGUAAUCCUGGGUGAAAAAAACAAACAUAUCCCUCCCCUCUGCGGAAGCUCUACUGUUUUUUAUCAGCUGCUGGUUACUGCCUCCAAGGUGUUUUUGUUCCUCAUUGCACAUGCACCUGCAUGUCUGAGUCUGUGUCAUGUUUGCUCUCUGUGUGUGUUUUGCUCAUUCAGUACGAUGCUGCUCCCAUCCAGCCUAGUGUGCUGCUGCGUUCCUGUGCUUCCUCAUCAAUGGUAAGGAGUCAGCUCAACUCCAGCCUUCCUCGCUGUCUCAGUAUGGAGGUCCGCAGCAGUGAGGCAGGUGUCCAACCAAAGACACCUGCACUCAAGUCUCCACAAUCACGCAAGAAGGAGGACUUCAGCUUUGGCAAAAUUUUGGGAGAGGGUUCCUUCUCGACGGUUGUGCUCGCAAAAGAACUGGCCACCGGAAAGGAAUACGCAAUGAAGAUUCUAGUGAAGAAUCACAUCAGGAAAGAGAAUAAAGCACACUAUGUGAUCCGAGAGAAGGAUAUAUUGUCAAGCAUAAAUCAUCCCUUUUUCGUAAAGCUCUACUUCACAUUUCAAGAUUCACAUAAAUUAUAUUUUGCCCUCAGUUAUGCAAAGAAUGGAGAACUACUUAGAUACAUUCGCAAAAUAGGCUCAUUUGAUGAGACUUGCACAAGAUUCUACACUGCUGAGAUAGUUUGCGCACUUGAAUAUUUGCACUCGGUGGGAAUUAUUCACAGGGACCUUAAGCCAGAGAACAUUUUAUUGAAUGAAGAAAUGCACAUUCAAAUUACGGAUUUCGGGACAGCAAAACAGCUGACGUCGGACAGUGCUCAAGCAAGAGCCAAUUCUUUUGUUGGGACUGCACAGUAUGUUUCUCCAGAGCUGCUGACGGAAAAAUCCGCCUGCAAAAGUUCAGACCUCUGGGCUCUGGGUUGCAUAAUCUACCAGCUAGUGGCUGGAUUACCUCCAUUUAGAGCUGGGAAUGAGUACUUGAUUUUCCAAAAGAUAAUAAAGCUGGAGUAUGAAUUUCCUGAGAAGUUCUUCCCCAAAGCUAAAGAUCUGGUAGAGCGACUAUUGUCUUUGGACCCCACAAAGCGGCUAGGAUGUGAGGAAAUGGGUGGGUUCAAUCCAUUGAAAGGCCACAUGUUCUUUGAGACAAUCUCAUGGGAGAAUCUGCCGGUUCAGACUCCACCCAAGCUGACUCCUUACCUGCCAGCCAUGGCUGAAGAUGAUGAAGACUUCUAUGGCAAUGUGGUUCCAUCCAGCUCUUCUCAAGUCCUCUCAAUCCCAUCCACUAUCCUGCCACGGAGAUCCUGCAGCAAUAUUGAGCAAUACAUCCAAAACCUGGACAGCAAUUCCUUUGAGCUGGACCUGCAGUUCUCCAGUGAGGAGAAACAACUUCUGCUGCAGAAGCAAACAAGUGGCAACCCUUGGCACCAGUUUGUUGAGAAUAAUUUGAUUUAUAAAAUGGGACCCAUCGACAAAAGAAAGGGACUUUUUGCUCGUCGGCGUCAGCUUUUGCUAACUGAAGGACCGCAUCUAUAUUACGUGGACCCUGUGAAUAAAGUCCUGAAGGGGGAAAUCCCAUGGUCUUCAGAGUUGCGUCCCGAGGCCAAGAACUUCAAGACGUUUUUCAUCCACACGCCAAACAGGACAUAUUAUCUAAUGGAUCCCAGUGGGAAUGCAGACAGAUGGUGUAAGAAGAUUCAAGAGGUGUGGAGCACUAUUUACCACUAACCUCAGACUACAAACAUCCUCACUGACGUCCAGGCUAGUCUCCAUGGUCUGAGGCCUCCUCCAGUCAAGCACCAAACAGAAUGUUCCCUCUGUGCUUGAACUAUUUAUUUAUAAUAGUUGUGCAUCAAUAUUCCUUCAUGAAAGAAAGGAUGUUUUGCUCGUUUGCUGUGUUUUUGUCAUGUUCAGCAGCUGUAAUAUAAAAUCAAAGACCAGUUAAACUCAGCAAAGCCGUAACUUGCACACUAUAUAUGUGUAUAUACAUAAAUAAACACUGUAGGAGAAGAUCCUUAAAAGCUUGGGAAAAGAAACACUCACAAAUACUUGUUGCCUUUUACAAUACUAUGAGUGUUUUUGGCUGCUUCCACAGGGGCUUAUAGGAAAGCUUUAGAGGACCAUAGGAUGUUAUAAUGACAUUCAAAUGAUCCUGCAGGUCAAGUAUAUACUAAAUUAAUAAGAAAAUGAUUAAUAUAUUUAUAUUUAUUCUCUUAGUCAUCAUGUUCACAUGUAUGUCACAUUUCAGUGGUAAUUCAACAAUGCCUAAACGCUUUGACUAUUUUCUGCAGUUGUGGCAUUAUUUAUUGAAUAUGAUGCUGCCUACUGUAUUGGGAUCUGCUGUAGGAUGGAAAUUAUUCCAAUCAGAAAAGGAAUUAUUGUUGAGUGGCUAUAUUUGGUAUGAAAUUUGGUGAUUUUAUACUAAUUGCUGUUUUUUAUAUUUAGUUUUAUCUUUGAACAUUUGUUUGAAAAUAUAACAAAGCAUACUUGAUGAGGUAUGUUUUAUCGUGUCUACACUGCAAGUGAGUGGUGCAACAUGAUGCAAAAAAUCAGGUCGCUCCCAUCAUAAUCAAAUAAGUAUUUUACACAGUGGCAUUGCAUCCUUACAAUGUGGACAGCUUCAUUGAUUAAUAUAUGAGUGGUCAAGUUUUGUCGCAUCACUUUGCACCACUCACUUGCAGUGUAGAUGUGUGUUAUACCUCUGAGGAUUGAGUCGUGUAGUUCCUGGUAGAGAAUUGCAACUGUAAAUAAAAGUUGUGUUUAGAGAUGCAGCUUUUGACUGCUUUAUUGCAUUAUGUAAAGGCUAUUUGGUCCAAAACAGAUACAUGAAAAUGCUGUAACUGAGUGAAAACCAAGCCCAGAAGUGUUUCUCCUCUCUCUUCUUUUGUGUUUCAUUGAUGUUUUUUUUUUUUUUUUGUCAAAUGGUUACAUUGUCUGUUUAAAAUUAUAUUUGGUUUGUCACCGAAUAUGACUGUGAUGUACAGAUGAUGUAUUAUUCAGAAAGUAACACAGUGUUACUAGAUUUGCACCUUGUAUAAUUGUAUUCUUAUAUAAGGUUAUUUGCCUGUAGUAACUUGUAUUAUUUAAAGUCUAAUAUUCAAAGAUUUAUACUGAACUCAUGUUCAGAGGUCAUGUUUUGUAAAUAUUGAGAUGUAAGGACUUCGAAUGUGAAUCGCUGUAAGAUUUAGCAAGCUUUUUUCUCCCUUAUUUUUCUUUUUUUAAGAAUGUGUCAGAAAUGUAUCCGGUCACUUAAAUUAUAUCAGAUUCAAAGUUUAUGCCCUUGUGUUUCUGCACACCUAUAAUUAUAUUGAUGAAUGUCCUGGAGAACUUCAUGGUGAGUCUCAUAAUAAAAGCAUAUAUAAAGAGAA
This is a messenger RNA of Myxocyprinus asiaticus (Chinese sucker), 3394 nucleotides long. Its product is annotated as 3-phosphoinositide-dependent protein kinase 1-like. The coding region runs from base 153 to 1754 and encodes 533 amino acids. The transcript has 13 exons. The record is from RefSeq and is a predicted model, not a curated record. NCBI's taxonomy places the organism in Eukaryota, Metazoa, Chordata, Actinopteri, Cypriniformes, Catostomidae. Gene Ontology annotation, molecular function: protein serine/threonine kinase activity; ATP binding. Gene Ontology annotation, biological process: peptidyl-serine phosphorylation; intracellular signal transduction.